Megalopta genalis is the source of this 1007-nucleotide messenger RNA. RefSeq names its product wurmchen 2 transmembrane micropeptide (gene wrm2). NCBI's taxonomy places the organism in Eukaryota, Metazoa, Arthropoda, Insecta, Hymenoptera, Halictidae. The record is from RefSeq and is a predicted model, not a curated record.
UAGCCAAAGUUUAAAAACACGUGUACCAGAUACACAGGGUAAAACUGUAAAUUUUCGGAGAUUGGUUUAAGCCAGGAGUCAAGAUGGGAUUGCACAUAUUUUGGCCAGCAACGACGUGCUUGACUCUAUUCGUAGUUUGCAUUAUUAUAGUCAUGCUGAAGUAUGGGUCGCGGAUCUGUAAAUUGCGACAUACCCCCGUGCCGUCCGACCAGGAAUGGGAAGGGAAAGCGUACUCCAGAAAACUUUCUGUUUCCAUGGCGUGAUGUCAACGAGUAUCACCGCAUGUUUUCAUCCACAAUUUCUGCCGUGCAGUGAAACUAAUGAAAGCUUGAAUCUCACAGAAUGUACAGGAUGUUCCCUAUAACUGGGGUAUACUCUACCAGUUUUUCCACAAUUUGAAGAUACAGCUUUUCCCAGUUGUGCGAAACAUCCUGUACAUACACGACGUUCGUACGAAACUUUAUAAAUGUUUGCGCAAUUAGUAUUACUCGAGUUUAAAACAGCAUCAUUGCCACAGAGAUCAACGUAUCAUUAGACUGUGGAUUUUACACGUUUAUAACAAAAAAUGAGUAAAUGCAAUUUAAAUCGACGCGCGCGCGCGGAAAGAACGAAAGAAUUUUUUGGCAAAUGUUUCUACCAAUCGAUGGGGAAAAAUUGUAUUUUGCACGACGAUCCACAGCCUACACAUUAUAAUAUGACUUUUAUACAACACUUUUUGUAUACGUAGAAUAAGUAGUACUAUCCAUUCCGUCCAGAGGUGGUCGAAACCUCGUCACGAUCUGCCUUAUCUUCUACUGCGACGUGCCAGUAGAUAUAUUUAAAUGUCUAGAAAAUUUGUUAAUAAUUUGUUUUGUAUUCCGUGACAAGAAAUAGGAAUAAUUCGUCCAACUUUUUAAACAUUUGAUAUUAUUCGUGUAACAAUACUUUCAUGGUGGAAGUUUUGUAAUUUUGAUAAAUGUUUUUUAACAAAUAAAUAUGCUUCUCUUUAUACAGAGCGCACCCUGCGA